AUGCUCGCGAUUGGCCUGCUUUUCCUAGCUUCUUCAAUUUUGUGUACAUCGAUCCAUCAUCUCAAGCGUCCCGAAAGCACCGAGGAGAUUUUCAAAAAAUAUCGAUGCCAUCUAUGCCAGGAUAUUCUAACCGACAAUAUCGAAUUUGUCGACGGGGAAAUUAUUCUCAACGAGAAAGCCGCGAUUCAUUUCUGCGAGAGCUUCUUCUCAACGGUGCUUCAUGUCAAAUUCGGUGGCGUUAUUUGCAGAACUGUGGUUCAGGCAAAACUUGACGAGGUCGUCAAACAAAUCCUCGCCGAUGACAAUUCACGCCAAAUCUCGGAGAAAAUUUGCAAGCGAAUCGCAUUUUGUUAA
Messenger RNA from Caenorhabditis bovis, 354 nucleotides. The record is from the annotation of a GenBank genome assembly. NCBI's taxonomy places the organism in Eukaryota, Metazoa, Nematoda, Chromadorea, Rhabditida, Rhabditidae.